Hibiscus syriacus is the source of this 1005-nucleotide messenger RNA. RefSeq lists its product as uncharacterized. Lineage: Eukaryota; Viridiplantae; Streptophyta; Magnoliopsida; Malvales; Malvaceae. The record is from RefSeq and is a predicted model, not a curated record. The coding region runs from base 487 to 900 and encodes 137 amino acids. The transcript is spliced from 2 exons.
UAUAAAUCCUCACAAUCUCUCUAAAGGUUCAACAGCCUCUCUGCUUCCUCCAAUCUACGGAAAUUCCCCUCCUUUUCUCUCCGAAUCUGCAAAUACCCAUAUUUCAUUUCUCCCUUUUUCUUUACUUUUUUCGAAUAAAGAACGUUGUUCUUUUAAAAUUAUUGUGAAUGGUGGAAAGGCUUUGGAUCACCAGUAAUUUUAUGCUCUCCCUUUGUAGAUCAAGGGCGAGCACUCUCUUCUCUGUUUCUUCUGUCUCUGUUUUCGCUUUUGGUUCUUGCAAAACUGGCUGGUAUUACCGCUGCCUUGGCCUUGACCCAUAAAUCUAUACGCAGGAAUACCUCUUAAUCUCCGCCGGUCACCCAGAUUUAGUUCGAUUCUAAGCAAAGCAAAAUAAACCCGUUGUUUUUUUUUUCAUUUCGAAUAACAGGUUUUGGUGAAAUAUUGGAUCGUUUGAUUGUUUUAUUUUGAGAAAAAAAAACUGAAAAAAUGGUGCUUUACAAGCAGAAGAAGACUCGGGAUCUUAAGGGCAAAAGGAUCUUGAUUAGCAUCACUGUUUUGGGAAGUGCUGGGCCGAUUCGUUUCGUUGUUAACGAAGAAGAGCUUGUUCCUUCCGUUAUUGAUACUGCUUUGAAAGCCUAUGCUCGUGAGGGUCGGCGCCCGGUUCUUGGAUCCGAUAUCGAUGACUUCUUCCUUUAUUGCCCCAGCGUUGGCUCAGAUGCACUGAAUCCAUGGGAGACAAUUGGAUCACGUGGGGCACGGAAUUUCAUUUUGUGCAAGAAACUAAGAAGCGAGAAAAUGAAAGAUGAUGGAAAGCCGAGUGAAGCUUUUAGCAGGAAAGGAAGCGGGAAUUGGAAGGCAUGGAUCAACAAGUCCCUCAAUCUUAACAUAUCUUCCCAUUAAUACAUGAUUCCCAACACUUUUACUUCUCGUGUUAUCUUUUCUUUUAAGACAAGUACUUGAAUUAGGCUAUCAUUGAUGGUCAUGUAAACUUGUUUAUCUUUUCAA